AUGGACUUCCACCUGACGAACAACUCGUGGGGGGGCCCCGACGUCUCCAGCGGGCUGCUGCAGGCCAUUAAGCGCGCGAGCGCAGCGCAGCAGCUCUUCGUUGCUGCUGCUGGCAACAGCAGCAGCAACGCCGACCUCCGCCCCGAGUACCCCGGCGCCUACAAAGUCGACAACGUCGUCUCCGUGGCUGCGACGGACGACCAGGACAAGCUCGCGGCGUUCAGCAACUUCGGCAAAAACGCCGUGCACCUCGCUGCUCCGGGGGUUUUCAUUGUUUCUUCUUUUCCGCCGAACACUUUCAAGUCUCUCUCCGGCACUUCCAUGGCCGCUCCCGUCGUGGCUGGCGUCGCUGCCAUGCUGCUCUCCGUCCGGCCCAUGAGGGUCCAGGAGCUCAAGGACAUUCUUUUCGAGACCGCCGACAAGCCCAAGAGCAUUCGAGGCGAGGCCCAAACCCUUUUUCGCGUUUCCCGCGCCCUCCAACCGGCCCUAUUUCCUUUCUUUGCUUUGCUUUGCUUUGCUUUCUUUUGCUUUGCUUUCUUUUGCUUUGCUUUGCUUUGCUUUCUUUUCUUUUAUAAACUCCGGACGAACGGGCGCGUGAGCGCGGGCUACGCCGUGUGCGCAGCCGAAGCAGCAGCAGCAGCAGCAGCAGCAGCAGCAGCAGCAGAGCGCAAGAACAAGUCGGUGAUCUUGAGGAAGCUAAAGAGACAGAAAGAAGCGGCGAAGAAAGCGGACAGCAAAUUGGAAAACAAAUCCGAAAAUAAAUCCGAAAAUAAAUCCGAAAACAAAUCCGAAAAUAAAUCCGAAAAAGCGGAAGAACAAGAAGCACCAGCAGCCAGAACUCGCGGCUGCGUCUAG
Eimeria tenella is the source of this 855-nucleotide messenger RNA. Its product is annotated as Subtilisin-like protein, related. The transcript is spliced from 2 exons. Gene Ontology annotation, molecular function: serine-type endopeptidase activity. The coding region runs from base 1 to 855 and encodes 284 amino acids. The record is from RefSeq and is a predicted model, not a curated record. Lineage: Eukaryota; Apicomplexa; Conoidasida; Eucoccidiorida; Eimeriidae. Gene Ontology annotation, biological process: proteolysis.